GAACUCACAGAUAGCGAGACUUUUUAUCAACAACGCCUUUAGAUUGCACAGCCAAAAUCUGAGGAGCUCGUUAAAGUUAGGACCAUUAAAUUGAAAAUGGCCGGCUUCCUGUUAGGCUUCGCUCCCAGGGGAUUUAUUCUAGGUCGGCACAUCAUAUAUCUGCCACAGAUGUACAGUUGGGUCGUCGCACGCUGCAGCUGUUUUCUGCAGAUCUGAUGCUGAACCUUUCUGUAGAUUAUUAGAACCCCGGAGUUCCUUAAUGAACCUGUUGAACAUGUCAGGACUUCUUCUUCUUCUGCAGAUUUUUGUGUCAGGAUGACUUCCUGUGUGGUGUCCCUCUUCUUCUUGGCCUUCCUGUGUUCCUCCAUCAAUGCCGUCGAUCCCACCGGCCUCAAACUGAGAAUCACCAACAGAGCGCUGAAUAUUUUGACAGAUGUUGGCCUGGACGUUCUGCAGACGCUGGUUAACAGACCCUUUGCAGACUUCACGGUGGUGUACAGACGCAUCCAGUGCAUCAUUAAGAAGUUGACGCUGACACGUCUAAAUCCAGAUCAGGUUGGUCUCAGUUUCCAGCAGGGUUCAGGUCUCCAGUUUGAGUUUAGGAACCUUACCUUCGCUGGAGACCUUGAGCGGGAAGUCAACCUGCGUUUGUGGAGAGAAUUUCAUCUUGACGCAGGAAGUAUAGCGUUCGGAGGAGCAGGCGUGAGCGCCACCAUCGGAGUGAAACUGAGCCGAAACCAACAAGGACGUCUGAGCAUUGAGAUACCAAACUGUGUUUUCACAGCUGAUGUCAUCCUCACACAGUCCACCGGCUGGAUCGGUCUUGACGCAGGAAGUAUAGCGUUCGGAGGAGCAGGCGUGAGCGCCACCAUCGGAGUGAAACUGAGCCGAAACCAACAAGGACGUCUGAGCAUUGAGAUACCAAACUGUGUUUUCACAGCUGAUGUCAUCCUCACACAGUCCACCGGCUGGAUCGGGCAUCUGGUGGACGUACUCAGACCAGUUCUCCGGAACCUUUUCAACACCCAGCUCUGUCCUGCUGUUCAGAGGUACGCUGUUCCUCAAGUUAACUCCAUGUUGGAGAACAUCUCCAUGGCGAUGACUCUGUACAAAGACCUCAACAUCGACUACUCUCUGAGCGGAGACGUCACAGUGGCCUCCACAUUCCUCGAUGUGCCUUUCAAAGGCUUGGUGUUCAGGCAGGGCGAGACUGUUGAUGCUGGUUCAAUAAGAAGAGGUGCAGAUCCAGUUUUCAGAGAAAGUGACCGGAUGGCUUACGUAGGCGUCUCUGAGUUCCUCAUCAACAGCGCCAUCAUGUCGGUCUACAGCACAGGAGUCAUGGCGCAGACUGAAAUGGUGACCGAUGCAGGUCUGAAGGCUGCUCUGAGAGCUCUCCAGUUGAGUAGGCAACCAUUGCGGAUGACAGAUCCCCUCUCUGCUGAAGUGGAAGUCACCGAGGCGCCGAGCAUCACCACCAGCCAUAGGGAUGGAGUGACGAUCACUGCCAGAGCCAGAGUCCGUGUGUUCGCAGUGCCGGCUGGAAGGGAACAGGAGCAGCUCCUCUCGGUGUCAGCGAGUUGUACGGUUCAGAUAAUGGUCGCCAUCAAGGGAAACUACCUGACUCUCCCUUCAAGCAACGUCGACUGUACCAUCAUCACCAAAAAUAGUAUCAGAGACAAUCUGGUGAAACCUUUGAAUGGAUUGCUGUCGAAAAAGCUGAAGGGCUUCCUGCGUGGCUACUUUGAUAAAGGAGUACUGAUGCCUCUGCCUGAAGGAAUGGGCUUCUCUCAGGGACAGAUCGACUACCAGGAUGGCUUCAUGGUGCUCGGGGGGGACCUGAACUUCACCCCAGAUGUGAGGAAGAAGGCAGUGCUGGAUUUCGGCAGAUAACCAGAAGAAGAAUCUUCCGACUCAGUAUUGUGGGAGGCCAGGGGCCUGAGGGGCCCUCACUCUCACACUGUAUAAUCCUCGACAUAGAUGUCAUUUACACUGGGGACAUGUCCCCACCACUUUUUGAAACAAAUAACAAAUAAAAAUUCUUUG
This is a messenger RNA of Micropterus dolomieu (smallmouth bass), 2043 nucleotides long. RefSeq names its product phospholipid transfer protein-like. Lineage: Eukaryota; Metazoa; Chordata; Actinopteri; Centrarchiformes; Centrarchidae. The transcript is spliced from 15 exons. The coding region runs from base 316 to 1890 and encodes 524 amino acids. Gene Ontology annotation, molecular function: lipid binding. The record is from RefSeq and is a predicted model, not a curated record.